This is a messenger RNA of Xyrichtys novacula (pearly razorfish), 13505 nucleotides long. NCBI's taxonomy places the organism in Eukaryota, Metazoa, Chordata, Actinopteri, Labriformes, Labridae. The record is from the annotation of a GenBank genome assembly.
GCACUGUCGUGUGCUGUGUACGUGGUUGCAGGCACGCCUUCUCCAACAUGGGGAAUCUGCUCAUACCUCAUGUAACAAGCUUUACUCUCCAAAUGUAAAAUUCAGAAUAAAACAGAAGACAGUCUUUCCAUGCAUGUCGCAGCCUGUACUGGUGUAUUAUUUUAUUUUUAUUUUACAUUUUUUCACCCUCGUUAUGUAAUUCUCCGUCCUCUCCCUCUUUUGUUAUCAACGGGACGGUCUGACGUCAGCACCCAGCUGCAAGGAGGGGGGGUCUGAGCGGCUCGCGGCUCCUGCUUCCAGACAAGCUAACGGUCGGAAAACAAAAACGGCAACGGCGCUUUAGCUGAGCUGGCCGCUCGCUAAUUCAACAGGGGCAGAGGGCCGUCGGAGUCAGUGGUACUAUCACACGUCUGAAUGUGUGAGAAGGCAGUACGCGUUUUGCACUGACUUGAGCCUUUUAUGCAACCCGCCCUGCUCAACAAGGCACCACCAUGUCCGACGCUGCUAACACUACUUCAACAGACAACAACGGAGACUCUGGGCUAAACGGUGAGCUAAAUUAGUGAAAUAGAGAUGCUUGCUACAAGAUUAUCGUGUGUUAAUGUAAACUGCUUUAUGUGUACGAUAAGUUUAUUGAGGGUUUUAAUGAUUAAAGCAGUUAAUUCACAUUUUCCCAGCCGUGAAGCUCCACUGAAGGGGAGACGUAAGAACGCUAUGUUCCGUGUGUUUAUUGACAGUAGUAGCACCAAUGGAGUUUCGACUUUUUUGACUGACAGACGGUUAAGCCAACCGGCAAUCCAGGCGCGAGGUGGAGGCGGGUUUAAGAUUUGUCAACAAGGCGAGAUGGAAGAAGCAGAAGUAGCAAAAAUGGAGCAGAAAUUUUUUGACAAUUUAUACUAAGCAGUACAGCUACACAACUUAUCAUACCUCAUUUUAAAGUUACCGUGUGUUUUGUAUAUUUUAUCGUUUGUGGUUAUUCUGCGUAUAUUCUUAACCCUGGAUCAUUUUAAGUAUUUAAUGAUUAAUCUUUGGAACUAUCUUUAAAAAUAAUGAUCUACUCAUCCAUAGAUCUCACACUUCACUCGUAUUCUGCUGAUAGCACACUCUGUCUGUGCCUGCAUUGCAUAAAAGCAGCCGAAGGGAAAAUUUGUCACAUUUUCAGUUGUUGAAAGAGGAUAGGCUUCAUAAAAUUUCCCGACUUGCAUUGGCUAUUGGAGACGUAAACAAAGGCAUGUUUAUUACACUGCCUCACUAACUGACUUAGGGGCCUGCUCGUAAAGCCGCUAUGGUUACCGCACUAUGAGGCCAUGACUUGGCAUGCUAUUUAUGGCAUCAGUGAUAAGGGGACAGACGUUUUGGACGUGAGGAAAGAGGGGAAAGUGUUACAGCUCAUUGCAGAGUACAUACAUGCAGGCUGACUUAAACAAACCCAACAAGCCGGGUUAGAUAGAAACCUUAAAGGCAGUGUUGUUAUCAAAACUUUUACCAUUAAGAUAAAAGCUCAAUAACCCAUGUUUAACCCAGUUUAGCGCUUGCCUGGUAGAUUUUAUGAAGGUUUAUCUUUUGUUUGCAGCUGUGGAUAUGGCACACAACCUCAUUACUUUAUCAAUGUAAAAACACGUUUGACCACAUACCUUAACAUGCUUUCUCAGGUUUGAUGGCAAUUUUUUGUCAGCUGUGUUGUAUUUUGCAAACAUUCAAAACAUUACAAAAAAUGUGUUCAUUUCAAGAACCUGAAACAUGGACUUAAGAUGCAGUUGUCAACCCUCUCUGCUAAAGCCAACAUUUUCAGCACUAAAUGAACCGGUACGUGACCUUUGCACUGCGUCUGCUCAGUAUUCAGCCCAUGAAGAUGCGUGGCUUGCAGGUAGCCUAAUGGGUUAAAAACAGAUACUCAAAAGAUGUAUUUAGGGCAGGGGAAUUUACUUUGUUGCUUUAGACCACUGGUGGCAGAUGAUAACCUUUAAAAACUAUCACCUGACUGGGCUAAGGCUUAUAUCUUUUGUUUAUAUGAAUGUAAGGAGAUGUCUUGCACCUCUUUAAAUGAGGAUUGAAUAAAACUAGUGAUGCCUCUGUCUUUAGUCUUCUUUUGCUCUAAUCUUAAGGGUGAAUGUACAUCUUUUAACAUUCCACAUUGUUGUCCUAAAGAGGACAACAAUGUUUGAAAAGCUUACAGAAGGAUCAGUCAUUUCAUUAUGUCAGGGCCCCCAUAAUCCCCUGCUACCACAACAGUAACUCGGCACCAUUCUUUGAAACGUAAAGCAUGUUUGCAUAUUCCUGAUACUGUCAGUGAUUGUGAGUAGACCAGAGCCAGAGUAACUUCAUGAAGAAUAACAAUUCAACAUUUCUUGGUGCAGGAUACAUUAUACUCUGGAAGAGCAUGCUGAGACACAGCUUAAGGGACAGUAAGACCUUGCACAUAUCAGAUGAAGACGCUUGCAGUGUGGUCUGUUAUCUGAUACUGUGUUAUUUCUGUCAUUUCCUGAAGCUGCCACACACUGUCAUAAAAUUUUUUUUCCUAUAACCUCGGAUCUUCCAGCUUUACAUAUCCCCAGAACUCUCCACCCUUCUGUCUGAACCCCAGCAUCAGAAGAUCAAAAGGUCACAUCAUGUCUGCUUCCUCUAAAACCCAUCCAACAGCUGAUAACUGCUCUGUGCCCAGAAUGUUCGGGAGCGUCAGAGCUGUAGUGGUUUUAGUCCAUGGAGCGAAGACAAUGGUCUGUCAACAGUGGCUUGGCCCACAGACUGCCAUGUAAUCUGCAGGAUGAGAGUGAGUGCUGAGUCGAGGCCUGUUUAGAAGGGGGAGGGACCAUGCUUUGGGUGGAGGGUAUUACUGGCCUGAUGCCUGUGAAAUUCAGUCCCCCGAAAGCUCAUGUGAACAGGGUGUUUACUCACUGUUAUGGGGUUAUGUGACUUGUUUGGCAUGCCAUUUUCUUCGUUAUUUUGAUGAGGGCAGAGAGUGUUUUACAAGGCUUCACAACAAGGUAAAUGUCACUCUCCCUUUUUCCAAAGUGGUGCCCAAGCGGUUUCCCCCUCUUCUUUAUUUUUGAACCUGGCUCUGACAUGUUGUGCUUCCUCAGCUGUCAGUCCAUGCCUGAGCUCACGUACAAACAGAGGCAGCCUCAUAUAUCACAGUCAAGGUUAGCAAGAAACCACAGCACACACAGGCUGGCAUUUACAGCCCUUUCAUCACACUGCAGUAAAUAGAGCUUUACUGGUGAACCUCUUUGACUUAAACGCUCUGGCUGUCUGUCUCCUUGUCCCAUCCCAGCUUAAGAUCAAGUAAUCAUUAUGACAUCCUUUCAUACCCUUAUCAUUCAGUGGCUUUUAAGAUUGUGUAACUUUUCUAACAGAGAUGAAUCCUCUGAAAAUAAACCACUUUGACUUAUUCCUAAUAGCAGAAAUGAGUGAGGAAGUUAGAGUUUCAGAGUCCAGUAAAUAUGCAUUUGUACUCACUCGCCUGCUGUACUCAGACACUUUAAAGCAGCAUUUUUUUAUGGUGUGAGUCUCACCUGGAUUUUUUCUUCCAUGACCCGUCAGUGGGUCUUUACGCAAAGUUCAUUAGAUACUGUUCAGUUAUAACAAAUCAGUAAUUUUUGAGACCAAGCUUCUGGUGUGCAUUUAAACAAAAGAGGAAUUUCACUUGUAAGCUGGCUGCACUAAAACACGAGAGUAGAUUGGCAGAGCUUUGCUGUGUGUACUCAAGUUUGUUCCUGGUAAUAUUACACAGGAAAUGUAAUCCUGAACCACAAUAAAAAGAAACACCUUUACCUGUGUUUUUAUUAGCCACUACAAUCAUAUACCUGCUCUUUGGUGCAGAUAAGAUCCUGUAGGGAGUGGGAUAUUGGCUCAUUAGUUUAUUGACACAACACUUCAUUGGCUCUGUCUUAUCAAGAGAUCCUGAAAUGUGAAUCCGGGUGUGCUUGAAUUAUAAAACAGUUUGAAGGACAACACAAAAUUUAAUUAAAUCAUCUCAAAUUUUAGUUGUAACAGAAGAUGUGAUGUUUUACCAUCAUGUGGAAGUAGACUGUGUAAGACAUGUAGUCUGAAAUAAAAUGAUUAAACCUACUCUUAUGUAGCUUUUUGCUUUUUGUGUAAAAAAAAUUGUAACAUAACAUUUGCAGCUCUGACUAAGUUUUGACAAUAAAACUGUGUUUGUUUCUUCUCCCAGGGUCCUGGGUGGAGUUGGAGAUGAACAGAGGUGCAGGUGGUGCAGCCCAUUCACCCCCCACAGACAGCACAGCCUCGGGCCUGCUGCCUCUUCCUCAGGUGGAGGAAGAGGAGGCCAUAGUGGGGGGUCUGGAGCACGUCCCUUCCUCGUCCUCUAUCCACAAUGGAGACAUGGAGAAGAUCUUGUUGGAUGCCCAACACGAGUCGAGCCGCAGCAACUCCUCCUGUGACAGGUAGUGUGAAUGGGAAAAUUAUAAAAGCCGUUUAAAUGUCUUGGGGAGAGGGUGAGAAAAGGAUUUUAAUUCUGCUGCUCAAGGGGGAGCUGCAUGAAGUCAAAAGGCAGCUAACCAGACUUUUCAAGAUGGCUGCACAUCUCUGAUUCCUGCAGCUUGAGGCUACGUUAACCCUCACAUCAGAAUCUCUGACCGAUAUGUCAGUGGUCAGGUUACAUUGUGAGUGAUGUAACAGCCUAAAUACAACAUGGGUGUUCAUAUAACAUGUCAUGAAUCCAAAAUGGGAAACAUGACUGGUUUUUGCUGUACUUAUCUUGAUACUUGUCCGUCAGGAAUCCAAGAGUGGAAUUCUUUAUCACCAACAAUGUUGAUUCAAGAAUGUACUCCCUAAAAAUCUGUAGACACUGAGGAGUGAAUUUACUUAGAAUCAGUCUUCUCCAUCUCUAGGGUUAAUUCAUGAAGCAAAUAGCACUGUAGAUAUUCAAGCAUGUAGACGCUCACUAAGUAGUAAUACUAACAGACCUCGUGUACAACCACAUAAUUUCAAGGCCAUUCAGAGAUGGAAUAGUUUCUCCAACUCUGAAAAGUUUGAGCGUGACAAUGAUUACAAAUACAUAAGUGUAAAAACUGCUUCACUCUGUGUGGCUGUAAAUGCUAGAGUAAGUGAAUUUGGUGUUUUUUGCAAUGAUGUUUGUUUGCAUAGAAAGGAGCAUGUUUUGCUCAAAAUGAAUGACUGCUCAGCAGUGUAUUUACAUAUAUGCAAAAACCACCGCUACACAGAGACACUUCUCUCUCAGAAGUGCAGUGCUUGGUGUAUUAACCCUUUGUGUGUGCUGCUUAGUGAAUCAGACAAUGUCUUUCUGGCUCAUUUGCACAGGUUCAGCAGGCACAAAACCUUAUGAGAAUCAGGCGAUUAGUUUUCCAGAAGCUAAUGAGGUGCUGCUCUGCAUUUGAACCACCAAAAGUUAGGCAGGCUUAUCUAACAAUGCAGUAAACUAAGUGUAGCAAGCCUAUCUCUCUCUAUAACAGGCUGAGUGAAGAGGCUGAACAUGACAUGCAGAUGAACACACAGGAAUUUCCUAAACUGUUGAAAAGCUCAGCUGAAGUCAUGAGUUCUUGGGUUCAUACUAGAGGAAGGUUGAGGAGGGGUAGUGGAGUGAGUUCCUCCCUGUUGUUCCUCUUGACUUGUUCUCAGAUAAGAGGCAGUCUGCUUCAGAGUUAACCCUUUGUAGGACCAAAGUCACUUCAUUGCUGUAUGCUGAAUUAGGGGACAUGUCCAAGGAAAAAUCCCAUGAUCGGAUCUUGCUAUUCUAAAACAGUGUUAUUAAUUUUAUCUGAAGUAAAAGCAUGAAGUCAAAAUGGUAAAUGGUUCAAUGUCAUCUGCUAAAAACACCCCAAAAGGAGGUUUUGUGUCUGACUAACUUGAGAGGGUUUCAAGUUAGUCAGUUAGCUCUUAAAAACCCUGCCAUUGAUAUUUCAUUGGUGAACCAAAAUCACCCCAUACAUCAGGCGUUGCCCCUUGUUGAUUCUCAUAACUGUGUUGCAUGGACUCAUUGUGGACAUUGACUCAGCUGCUGCCCAGGAUCUGAGUUAGCUUCUAAAAGAAGAAUAACAUCCUCCUGCCCCCCUUUGUAUCCAGCACAGUAGAAAAUCCUGACCCCACAGCGCCCGGCCACAUCACGAGUUUGUGUGUAAUGUUAGAGAGUGCGAUAAAAUGGAGCUUAUCAGUGAGCCAGUCAGCUGCCAGUGAGUCACCUGAGGAUGUUAAGAAGUGUUCAGACAGAGGAAAAUAAAACAGUGUCAGCAAGCUGCUCUGAUGUAAGCAGGAAGACAAACAUCAACACGGUGUGACUGUCUUUGCACUUUUAGGUCAGUCAUAGUGUCCUAUUACACCGAGGUAAUGUGUGUGCUUAACUUAUCAGAGAGAACAGCUGGUUAAAGAAAGGGAAGUGUCCCUGACUUUACUGCUUGAUGUGCUGUAACAUGAUGUCAGACAAAAGUAAGUUUCUUUUAUUUUCAAUAACAUUUAAAGGUUCUGUGGGUUUUUAUUUUUGUCUUCUGCACGUCUGUUUGUUGGUAAAGUGAGUGGGUAUCAAUAAUGAGAAAGUGUUGUUGCAAAAGUUUCCUGUAGGUAAUAAAAUUAUUGGAUAAAUGUAUGAGGAGCUUCAUCACAUGAUAGUGGGAACAGCUAUCUGUCAAUCUGAAAAAAAAAAAAAAACAACUCUGUAAAGUUUCCCACGGGUUUCAGUUGGUCAAAACCAUAAGAUUUUCAGGAUCAUAUGAGAUUUGUAAGGAGUCAUGAGUUUAUGAAAAGGUCUCUAACUUGUUUUCGACUUUUCCCACAGCCCUCCACGGCCCCACAGCCCCCAGGAUGAAGGACAAAUCAUCUUUGACGUAGAUGUGGCAAGCAGGAGAGACAGCCAAGUAAGAGAUCAAGUCCCUCUCUCUGUCUACUGGGCUAAUAUCUAUGAGUCUAUCUCCAUGGCAACUCAACCACAGGAGAUGUUCAACCGCUUCCUGUCUCUAGUUUCUAUGGAGAUGACUGCCACUCCCAGAGCAGAUAUCUCUUCCUUUUGCAUGACAGAUGUUGCCACCAGAAGGCUACUUCAACUUUGUGUUUUGUAUGUCUUUUUAUAUAAAUAUAUAUGUACAUCCUGUUUUUUAUUUCAAGUUUACAUUCUCUGUGAUGAAGUAUUCAUACCUUUCAAACACAGAGCAGACGCUCAAUUGGAUUAAAGAAACCCAGAGUUCAAAAGUUCAGUCUUUGUCCAAGUUUGUAUAAAAUCCAGUAGAUAUAUUCCAAUCACACAGACACUAAAUCUCUGGAAGAGUAACUCUUACUCAAACAUUUUAUACAAACAUCCAGAAAAUUAGCUAAAAUAUGUUGAAGUACUUACAUUUUCAUUAACUAUUUACAUUGAAUUAAUUUAAAUCUUGUAUUUUUUAUACUAACCUCAUUCCAAUGUACUGCCAUCAGUUUUCCAGCUUUGAGUUUCUCCAGCGUUGUGUCUUCAGUAUUUACAACCACUUUGCUGUGGAAGGACAAUCUGUUCAGAUUUUGACAACUUGUAUCUUCUAAGCUGUAUUUAUUCAGAAAGUAUUUUUUUGGAGGGAAAGGCAAGAAAGGCAAAACACCAUCUCUCUGAAGGUCCUUUAAACAAAAUUUGGGGUAUUUUUUACUGUAAAAUGAUUUCAGACGACAAAAAGAAUCUCUCUAACAUACAAUUUUCAGGACAAGCAUUAAUUGUCUUGGGUUAUAGUCAUUAUGGUUUUGCUCAGUUUUUGUGUUUUCUUUUUUGUGUCUCUAGUCAGAAGAGGAUGCCUUGGACAAAGAGAGGGAUAUGGACAUCCUGAUGAAGGACGCAGACUGGGUUGCGGACUGGUCUAGUCGACCGGAAAACAUUCCCCCAAAGUAAGUCUCGACUCGAUAAACAGAAGCUCUGUUUCCCCAUGGCAACCAAACUCUCACAGCCGCUUGUUUAUCCUGAGUUGAUGGUUAGUCAUUAUGGAAAAUAGGAUGGUCCAGGAAGGACAAAUAUAAAGCCAUCUGCCCACAACGGACUAAAACUGUUGAUGCCGAUGUCAUUUUUCAAUUGCUUCUUUCUUCUUGUGCAAGGGCAGCUAUGAGGGUAAAAAAGGGGGUUUGGUCAAAAAAUGAAAACUGUAACUGUCCUUUAAAUAGGCUGUAAGGCAGGUGUCAAAUUCAGAUGUCUUAAUUUUACAUCGCAAAUAUCGUAAAACCAGCCGACCCACUCAGGUUUUCAUCAGGGCCAAUGUCAGCAGUGGACUGCACACGCAUCUGGGGUUUUACCUAUUAGUUUUAUGGGAGGGUUAUUCUCCCUCAAUGUGCAGGCUCAUUGUCUGAAAAGAAAGUAGUGAUACUUAAUCAAUACAAGAAAAAGGAGGAAGAAACAAGAGAUGGAGAGACGAAAAGCGCAGACAAUGACAGGACUUUUUUUAGGUCUCUCCCUUCUUUUUUAAGAGUUAACGUAAGUACUACAAUGAGCUGUUGGGUGUUUCAUGAAGGACAGUUGCAGAUUUGUGGGGUUUUUUUUUGCAACUGCUGCUUUACAAAAAGAAAUUCACACAAAAAGCGUGAAAUGUCCAAAGAGCACCUGUAAUCAACUGAUACAAUGACUCAUCGGAGCUUCACCUGAUUUUUCACCAUUUUUUAAGUGUUUUAAAAAAACCUGAACUAACCAAGUCUUUCAUUUUGGUUUUGUAGACCAUCUCUGAUUUUCAGGACUUUUUGUAUAUACUUCAAUGCUCCAUACACUGUCAAAAGCUUAGUCAGCCAUUGUUCAUAACUUAAGUAAAUGUAGAGUCUAUGUUGCAUAUGUGGGAAAAAAUAAGGUAUAAAACAGCCAACCUCUCCAAGCAAAGAAAAUGUAGCUUUUCUAACCAGCUUGUCAAGGGGCGAACAGCGAUAUUAUUGGUUUGAUGGGUUUUUGGAGCUCUGAACAUUUUCAGCUCAUCCCUCUCUUCCAUCCAUUCAAGCUGGUCAUGUAAUGACCCCUGAAUUAUGCUCUCAAAUUAAACUCUAGUUAAACUCAGAGACUCUUGAAUGAAUGUUUUGAUCAGUGUCUCGAUGGCAUCUUUGAAAGUGGUUCCAGAGUUACAAUAAACACAAAAGUAUUAAAUCUAAUAAUAUUGAAAAUGAAAGAUUUUACCUUGUGAGCAACUGAAACAAUUCAUGGUGAGGUUCAGACUUACCAAAACUGACAGGUGAAGUGUUGCCAACCUGCUGUGCUGUGUGUUUACUUGACUUGUGCUUGUGCAGGGAGUUUCAUUUCCGUCACCCUCGGCGCUCUGUAACACUCAGCAUGAGGAAGACUGGAGCGAUGAAGAAAGGAGGUAUCUUCUCUGCUGAGUUCCUCAAAGUCUUCAUCCCCUCGCUGCUACUAUCACACAUCCUCGCCCUGGGGCUGGGGUAAGAGAGAUGCACAUCACCACACAAUGAAUGACCAGCACUGAUUAUUUGAAGCUUGCACUUAAAUGAAUGCUUUUAUCAUGAAAAUGACACUCGGAAAAUAUGUCUUGAUUUACUCCAUUACUGAACUGCAUUACUGUUUACUGAAGCCUUGCCUUAUAACGACCAGCAGGGGUAGCCAUAUAUCUACAGUCAGCUCUUUCUCACCCUGCUUAUCAGCCUGACAAACAUGCAGAGCAGCUGCUCACCGAGGGGCUGCACACCUGCUGUCUCAUAGCGAGCUCAGACAUUCCCAGGAGCACUUUUGUGUUGUGAUACCACAUGUUUCCAUAAUCCCUGCUCCUCAAUCAGCGAAUGUCCCCCCUGAUGAUUCCUCCAACACCUUUGCAUGUGGUUUGCAGUGAGCGUAGUAAAAACCUUUAGCAAACACAUCAUCUCUGUUGGCCUCCCUUAGGUUCCCUCAGUUACAUGAUACAUUUUUGUGAAGUUAUCACUGAACUAAAGUGUGGUGUAUGAGAAGCUUCAUUUUUUUUAAAAAGGCAUUUUUGGUUGUGUUUGUGUUUCAACUUUUAUUUUCCUUUUUUUUUAUAACUGACAUGACGACAGUUAACACUUUUAAAAGCACAGGUCUAAGUCAUGACAUUGCUUUGGUUGAUUUUAUUUUCCAGGUGAGUCAGAUCCAGAUAUUGGUGUGUACAAGUACAAUUAGAUGUCUAACAGUAUUCUUUUGUAACUUUAUAAAUUAGAAUGAAUGAAAAAAUUAUUUCAAAAUAGAAAAGAUAGAAAAAUAGAAUAAUGCAGGAUCCUAAAUGAAUCCCCACCCUCUCUCCUGCUCCUCUGCUGUCUGUAUGGACAGGGACAGGCUGACACUGACAUACGACUAACAGUCAAAGGGUUCACUUUGUAACAGGUCUAAGUCCAGGUACUGAUGAGAAAUAUCUGCAUACUCAGAAAUACAGAGCCUGUUUGCAAGAGAGAAGACCUUUGGUGUUUCCUUUGAUUGUCAGUGUGGUAUUGCCUGAUCACUUUGAGAGGACUUCAGUUUUAUGCUUUAAAAUGACCCAUGAGGGGAAACAAGUCUGAAAACAACAGCUGUAUUCAUCAGAUCAGAGCUGAAAUUAGCUUCAUUUCAUCUCAAUAAGGCCUGAGCCACACUUUGGUCUCCUGUAAUGGAAAAAUACACUUUAUGAUUUCUCAUUACUUGCUGUAUCUGUUGUUGCAUCAUUUAACAGCUUCAUUCCAUGAUACAUAUUUUAUUGAGACAUUUUGUGCCAUUCUAGUGAAAAUGUAACCGUUAUGAGUUUUCAUAACAAGGUGAUCCUGAUGUGAACCCUUAUGUAUCUUGCUUCCUCUAUCAGGCUUCUGUUUCUGAACAGAUUAAUCCUCUGUGGGGGACUCGCGCCUCCCUUUGUGAUUCCUCGGUACAGAAACCUUUUGUUUUUGUUGUAGUGAGCUGAGCUUCUCUGCAGGCCGUCGUCGUCCUCUGUCCUGAUGCUCAGCCACACAGAGACUUUUGGACAUUUUCCCUUUUAUUUAAAGAAUUUCCAACACACUCCCCACUCCAAUUGUACUAUUUUCUCUAUUUUAUUUUCUCUAUCCUGUCUUCAGAUGGUUUAUUUGUUGGUUCACACUCGAUAGUUGGUGAUAUUUAAACUUCUGCUCUGUCUACCUUCUUGUCAACAGAGUCUACAUUGGAAAGAGGUUGACCACACCCCCCGCCAGCUCUUUCUGAACCUGAAAUUGAAGAAGUGCCUGAAAAGUGGCCAAGAAUUGUUGGAGAAAGUUUUGCUCUUGCAAGAAGAUCGCCCGUCUCUCCUCCCUGUGCCCCGCCUGCCCCCUUUUCCCUCCCUGAGAUAUGACAUGUUCUCAGGGGAAAACAGCACCGCCCCUUCUCCCCCUCUCUCCCCCUCUUCGCCCACCCUUUUCUUCUUGAUCUCUGUUCUCUGACUGUCUGUAGAUAUCCCCCCCUCGCCUCCCCCGUAUCCUUCACUCAUUUUUAAAAGCUUUUCAAAGAAUGAAUAUAGUCAUCCUUCCCUCAGAGAUUGGGUUUCAACGUUUAUAACGGGUGGGUUUUCAGGCAAGUCACAGCAUCAAACCAAACUCUUCUUCUCUACGACACAUGCUGUCCCAGUUCCCAGUUUUCAUGAUGUGACAUCGAGAAGGGGGACCGCCCAGUUAUAGAACUGUUCACAGAUUGUGCCACCUUCAUUCGUAGCCCAACGCUAAAGCUCAAACAGGGGUCGGCUAAAUUCAGAGUUGGCUACAUUAAAUGAAAACGUUAUCAUGCCUUUUUUGAAAAUACCCGUUUUUUUUCAUUCUCUGUAGCUUACAUUUUUGUUUUUUUAAUUUAUUUUUGAAGGGUGGAUUAUUGAGAAGUUGUAAUGAUGGAAAAAGUCACCAUAGUGGCCAUCCCAGACCACAAGCGCUCAUGAGUUACACUGAAGGGGAUCUGCCAGACGAGAGAGUUAUAGGAACUUUUAUCACCCUCUAAAAUACUCUGAUUUCAAACCUAUUCUGAAACUGGAAACUAGGGUGUAGGUGUGAGCUGUGCAGACAGGCAGUGUGUCCAUUUCAGUGUGUACACUAACAGUAUUUCGUGGUUUGGUCUUGGGUAAUGGUGCUGUACGGUCCGAGAAGAUUCAGUCAUCAGUCCAAAAGUCAGUGUCUAUGUUGAUUUUUUGAGUGAGCCUCCUGGUUUGACUGCAACAUAUCAUUAAGACUCAUCAGUUCUUACUUCCUCUAACUCCAGAUUGGGCUGGAUAUUACCUGGUUUUUCUACUGAUUAUUAAAGUUUUUGUAAAUUGAAAGAAAACUUUUACCAAAAAGCUUGAGGAGAGCAGAGAUUUUAAUUUAAAAGAACUUUAUUUUUGAUGUUUAUAAGAAGGAGGAUCGGUCGUUGAAUUCAGAGCAUGAUUUGAAUAUUUCUUCCUGGGUAUUAUUUGAGAGGAUUGUUUUAAAAGUCACUGUCCUCAUGGAAAUUUGUCCAGUUUUAGCCAGCCCAGCCUUUUAACACUCCCUACACAAAUGUUACAGCUGGAAUAACUUCAUCGAGCUGCAGAUGAAGGGAACUGAUAUCUGGAGCAGGCAGGCCACUUUUGCUCAUAUGACACUGCAGAUUUGCAGCAAGUUGUGUACGACUGAUGGGAGGUGUGCUUUUACCUGGAAGGGUUCAAAUUGACAAGUAAACACAGGUACUUGGAUAGCUCAUGUUCAGUGAAGUCUAUAGCUGAUGGAAAAGCUUAUUGUAAGAUAUUAACUUCAUUCAGUAUCUCUGGGGUUAGACGGCUUGGUUUGGGCUCGAGUGGCGAGCUCUGGGUCAAAUUCUAUUCGGCGUAUUGGCUAAGACGUAAAGAUCUUAUCAGCCUUAAGUUUUUCAUCUUUAUUUCGCCUUCAUUUAGGGCAAAUUUACCUCAACCAAGAGCAAAUAAUUGUAACAGUUAAGUUUUCCAGGAAGAAACAAGAUCUGAAUUUGUUGCAAACUUGUAAAAUUUGCCAAAUUAUUGUUUCUGAAUUGUAAUUUGGAAAUUUAAAGAAGUAAAGAGCUUUAUGAGGUUAUAGUAUUGUGAAAUUCAGUUUGAAAAAACUCCAAUCUGCCAAUGACAGCUUUAUUAGUCAAAAUUCAGUUAAUAUUAUAGUAUAAUAAUCAGAUGAUAUGGUUUGACCCAGUGUGUCUGCUCAGGCCAUCACUGGAAAGGCUGACUAGCAUUACGAAGUGACUGAGGUGUCGUCGUCUCAGCUGCAGCCACAGAGAUACUGCUCUGUCGUUUUGUGCCACAUACACGUUUCUACCUGCGUUUGAACAUGCAGUUUGACAGCGUUAAUCUUCAGUUUUCUUUCUUGUCUUGUUUGUUCUAAGUUGUCUUGUUGUGUUUUUGUUCUUUUUUUCCUCCUCGUGUCGCAAAAAGAUUGUGAACGCACAGAGCAGGAGUGGAGUUUGACGCCAAGGGUGUUAAAUGGUGUUAAAAAUACAACCCCCCUAUUGUUGAUGGCAGGGCCUAAUGUGAAUAAGACAAGGAAGGUGUGGACAGAUUUCCCUCAGACUGAGACAGUCCAACAGUAGAUAUUGUAAUUAUACAUUUGCUUUGAUUUUUCUUUUUCCCACUUCAUUGAAAAAGUUGAUGAACAUUUUGUCAUUAAAGAUUACCUGAAUGAAGCGAUUUACUGUGUGGGCC